Molecule: messenger RNA, 1359 nt
Organism: Cuscuta europaea
Lineage: Eukaryota; Viridiplantae; Streptophyta; Magnoliopsida; Solanales; Convolvulaceae
Source: the annotation of a GenBank genome assembly
GUUUCCCCCGGUACAUCCUUUUUAAGAAGUCUCAAACGUAGCAAGGGACUAAGGGGGACUUCGAUGAAGCCGGGCGGAGAUGCGUCCUGGCGCCCCAUUCAUUCCAAUAGAAAUCAUCUCAGACGUUCUCAAGCAACUUCCGGUGAAAUCCCUAAUCCGAUUCCAAAGUGUGUGCUCUCAUUGGAAGGAUCUCAUCAAGAGCCCAUCUUUCAUCGCCACCCACCUCCACCACUCCAUCCGAGAAAACCCCUCUCUUAUUUUCGUACGGUGCGUCGGCUACAGUUGGCCUCCAUAUUUUCUCGACCGCCACAUGAAACACCGCCAUGUCCAGGACCCUUUGUUGGAUUCCCUCGAGUACGUCGGGAUCGCCGGCUCCUGCAAUGGCUUGCUCCUCGCUCGAGUCGAUCCUCCUGGUACUUUAACAUCUCUUUACUUGUGGAAUCCUGCGAUUAGAGAGAUUAUAGCGGUGCCUAGAAGCAGAUCAAUCAUGGAUUCCUGUCAUAUUUGUAGUUUGGGAUUUGCAUUCAGUACAACUGUUAAUGAUUACAAAAUUGUCCUAAACUAUGAGAAGUGGUGUAAUGUGGAUAGUGGGUUUGAAGUUUAUUCACUAACCACAAAUUCAUGGAAGAAAAUAGAAACGGCUAUCUUUAAGAGCAUAUACUUUGUGGCUGAUUGUAUUACUUUGAAUGAGUCUAUCUUUUGGGUUGGAAUAAAGCGAGGUUUGGCAUCUGAUGGCGGAGAGAAUAGGGUCACAGUUUCCUAUGAUUUAGCAACGGAAAAGUUUAGAUUGAUGCCGCCGCCUCCUAGAUCCGGCAUCAUAGCUGCUAAGCUGACUGUGUAUGAGAACAGGCUUGGCGUAUUUCAUUACUCUGGUGUUUACCAAGAAAAUACUCCAAUUGAUUUGUGGGUGAUUGAGGAAGGCAUUGGUAGUUCAUGGAGUAAGAUAUUGACUUGUGACCCUUAUCGCCCUUUUCCAUACUAUGUGGUCCCGGUGACCAUUUGGAGGAACCAGAUCGUCUGGAAUGUUGAUCCUCAAUUUGUAGUAUUGGAAAACCAUAAGAUUGUUACUGCUGGUAGUUUUUUGUUUGAUCCCACUUCUAAUGAAGUCAAGGUCCUUUCUUCAGUCAGAUUUGGCAUCCAUGAUGCUGUUUUUGGAUAUGUUGAAAGCCUUGUACCCAUUAGAUACAUCCACACAGGAAAGCAUUGAUUUUAAAGCAUAAUCAUUAUUGAAUUAUUAUAAUGCAUUGCAGAUUUACUGAUUGUAUUGGCUCUUUGUAGAGGAUGAUUGUUUAAAGACAUGAAUGUUUUUUAUCAUAAAAAUUAAGGAGUAUUUGUGACGUGUAUGUGAUUACAUUUGCA